Microthlaspi erraticum is the source of this 1596-nucleotide messenger RNA. The record is from the annotation of a GenBank genome assembly. Lineage: Eukaryota; Viridiplantae; Streptophyta; Magnoliopsida; Brassicales; Brassicaceae.
AUGGGAUCUGGGCGAAGCAAAUCAUUUCAAGGCUCGUCGUUGUCGUCGACGGUGAGAGAAGAUUCCGGCGUGGCGCAACCUCCGUCGUCUUCGAGUGGUGGUUGUGGAAGGAGGAGAAGAUCAAUGAGUAUGCUCUGUUCUCUUCACUCUUCUUGCCUUGCUUCAUCUUCUACUUCUCACGACAGUGACGAUGAUGAUGAACAGGUAUGCAAUGGAUGGAUGAGAAAGAGUAACGGAAGUGUUUCACGGCGUAGAAUGGAAUCAAGAAACCAAACAGAUGCAGAAGAAGACUGCUAUGAUAAAGAAUUGAAAGAUAAAUCUGAAAACGGAAGACAUUGUGAUGAGCUUGAGCUUGAGCUUGAUGAUGACGGUGGUGUUGAAGAAGAAGAAGAAGAAGAAGCAGCAACUGUAAGCAAUGUACAUACGAGAAACGUUAGCGGUUCGAUUCAAGAAUCUUCUUCUACUGCUCCAGGUCGUGUCUUCUCGCAUUUCAAAUUCAUUCCUGGUAACAUAAGCUCUAGGCUCAGCAGAGCUUCAAGCUCAAGAUCCUUCAACACUGCUUCUCGAGAAGAAGGUGUGACUUCACCUUCAGAAUCUGCUAUUAGGCUCACUGAUAGAGUCGAGUCUCCUGUGAUGGACAAUGUAGUUAGAGAUAUCAACGCCAUGAGUAGCUUACGUUCUCCGAGAGUAGUUAAUGUUGAUAGAAGACACGUUGUUGUUCGGGAGCCUUCCAUUGACAGGAACGUUCGGUUUAGCAGAACGCUGAGUGUUGGAAGACUCCGUGACAGAGUUCUUCGCCGGUCUUCUGAUUUCUCAUUCCGUCCUUCGCCACAUCAAGGAGAAGACGACGCUGAUCUCUUCUCUGCUGAUACCGCAGCGGGAGAGGAUACUCCUGUGACUUCAACGUCUAUAUUAAACCGCUCCGCUUCUACCAUUCGAAGGACCUUGUUUGGGAUUCAAGAUCACGAGAUGCCGAGUCCUCUUGUGAGAGAAGGGAGGUACCAAGGUUUGUUAGAGCACAGAUCAGAUUUCCUUGAGAGGAGGAGGAGAAUAAGAUCUCAGGUUCGCGCUCUACAAAGAUUAGGAAGCCGGUUUGAGAGUGUCACAAGCCAUCAUCAUGAGAGGUCUUGUGUCUUAUCAGGUCAAGAUCAAGCAGGUCGCUGCACAUGCCGUGCGGUUACUAACCGAGGUUCAACAACAGCAACAACAAGCGAUGAAACGAAUGCAAGAGCUAGCAUCUCAAGGAUAGUUUUGCUAGCUGAAGCUCUCUUCGAGGUUCUUGAUGAGAUUCAUCAGCAAUCUGUUGUCUUAUCUUCUCAACAACCAUCAGUAUCAUCUAUAGGAUCUGUUCCUGCACCUAACGACGUUGUGGACUUAUUACCUACAAAAGUGUAUACCAAGUCACAAAGCGAGGAUUCAUCACAAUGUUUUAUAUGCCUUGUUGAGUAUGAAGAAGGAGACACUAUAAGGACACUUCCUUGUCAUCAUGAAUUUCACAGAACAUGUGUGGAUAAAUGGCUUAAAGAGAUUCACAGGGUAUGUCCGCUGUGUAGAGGAGACAUUUGUAGACAUGAUCCAUCACCUGAGCAACACUGA